Messenger RNA from Chlorella variabilis, 1569 nucleotides. RefSeq lists its product as hypothetical. Lineage: Eukaryota; Viridiplantae; Chlorophyta; Trebouxiophyceae; Chlorellales; Chlorellaceae. The record is from RefSeq and is a predicted model, not a curated record. Bases 1 to 1569 code for a protein of 522 amino acids. The transcript is spliced from 7 exons.
AUGCCGGGGGGCCCAGGCGGGCACGCGGGAUGCCCCCUGCUGCUGUGGCUGGGCGUGGCCAUACUGGCUCAUGUACUGGUGGCGCUCUUCGGCGUUCUCAAUCGCUGGUUGCAGGUCAAGCCUUCGCCGUCCCUGCCUGCCCUGCGGCUGGCGCUGCUGGUCAGCCUGCUGGCGCUGGUGAGCGUGGCGAUAGUGGAUGCUGCGGCGAGGGUCACAGGCGCGGUGCUGAGGGCGGGGCGGCUGCGACGGAGCGACCGCGAGCAGCAGCGGCGGCGGCGGCAGGGCAGCGGCAAGCCUGCGCUGCCCAAAUGUUGUCCCAUCAGCGCCGACGGCAGCACCUCCUGCCCCCAGGAAAUAGACAGCGGCCGGGUCGCAGAGGACGGUCACUUAGCUGCGCAGGCAGAUGAGGCCAGCGGGCAGCAGGCGGACGCAGGCGCAGCGGUCGGUACUGCUGCCGCCCCGGGCCUGCGCCCCUCCCCAGUCCAGCAGCCCUCCGCCCCCACCUGGCAUCGCCAGGACAGCACCUUUGUGCGGCGGCCCGGGCAGCCGCUGCCGCCGCGGCCCGAGCUGGCGCUGCAGCGGGGGCUGUCGCGCCGGGUGCGGGACCUGGGCGAGGGGCGGCCGCAGCUGGUGUACUGGGGCGCGCUGGCCGUCACCACCGUCUCCUUUGCCGCCGCCUACACCUGCCAGAUCAUCGCCCCCGGCUUUGUGGACCCCGCGCUGGUCCAGCUGGUCAACAUGUUCACCGUGAUCGGGGUGGCGCUCUUCCAGCGCCUGCUGCUGCACCACCGCCUGCCCACCGCCAUCUGGCCCGCGUCAGGCGCCAUGCUGGCGGGCGCCGCCAUGGUCAUCAUCCCCACCAUUGGCAGGGGCCAGGCGGCGGGGUUGGAUGACUGGCAGGGGUGGCUGGGGUUUGGGCUGUCGGUGUGCUCCAUGCUGUGCACGGUCGCCUACUUUGUCAGCCUGCAAGCCUUCCGCCGCCUGGGGUUCACCAGCCUGCAGCUGCAGUACUGCUACCUCGGCUUCUGCAUCCUGGUGCUGCUGCCGCUGUCUCUGCCCAUCAACGGCACCGACUGGUCCCGCCAGUUUGGCGGCUGGGGCGCCAGCGACUGGGCGGUGCUGGCCCUCACCUCAUCUGUCGUCUGCGUGGGAGCCAACUAUGCCAUCCAGCACUCCACCUGGCAGCUGGGCGCCCCCACCGUGAGCAUGUUCUACGGGCUGCGCCUCAUCUCCUCCAUCAUCGAGUCCCAGCUCCUGCUGGAUUACACAAUCAUCAAAACGGGCGUGCAGAUCGCGGGCUCAGCCAUCACGGUGGCAGCGGUGACCGUGUACAUGUGGCUCCAGUGGCGGGACAGCAAGCGAGCGACGGCGCGUGCAGCGGCUGCUGCAGGCGACGAAGCAGCGGCAGCGGCGAGCGACGAUGCAGACGUCGAGGCAGCGGCAGCAGCUGAUGGGGCUUGUGGCGGCUUGACUGACGAGGGUGGCAGCUGCCACAGGCCUGGCCAGCCCAGCGAAUUGCUGCAGCUGCCUCAGGCCAAACACAGCUGUCUAGACAGCAGUCAGGAGUGA